Molecule: messenger RNA, 1205 nt
Organism: Gastrolobium bilobum
Lineage: Eukaryota; Viridiplantae; Streptophyta; Magnoliopsida; Fabales; Fabaceae
Product: probable E3 ubiquitin-protein ligase XERICO
Exons: 2
Coding region: 331-798 (155 amino acids)
Source: RefSeq, a predicted model, not a curated record
GAAUCGGGGAGAUGUUAAGGUUCCUCUCUCCACGAAGCAAAGAGUAAAGAAAUUACCGAGUUUCCAUCAUUCCAGAACUGUAAUUCUACAAACCCCUCUUCGUUAGAUAUUAAGAAGAGACCAAUAGAGUUUCCAUACUUUUUCUUUUCUCUCUGACUGAUCAAGUUGACAGCAAUCCUGCUUUUUGGUUCCCCAUUUCCUUGUUUGUCGAUUCUGCUUGAUUCAAAGGCAUCAUGUUGUCCACUUAGCCAAGUUUUGAGCUUCAACAGUUGCAACACGAUUUAUAUCUGUAAUUUUGGUAUCCCUAAAGGACGCUCAGCAUUGAUCAAAAUGGGCCUCUCAAGUCUCCCAGCACCAUCCGAAGGAGUAUUAUGUGUACUUCUGGUAAACACUGUAUUGUCGAUAUCCAUAUUUAAAGGCAUUGUUAGGACAAUCCUACACAUUGUUGGUAUCCAUCUUUCAUCAUCCACCACUUCAUCCCCUUCACCAGAAGCAUCCCAAAACCCAUCUGAGUCAUUUGAAUUCCAUCAUAGUCCCUCAGAGAGUUACUUUGAAGAGUUUAGAAGCCGGACACCAACACUUAGGUUUGACAGUGUGUGUUGCUGUAAACAACCUGAACAUGAUUGCUCUGUAUGUCUUACUCAGUUUGAACCAGAAUCAGAGAUAAACCGUUUAUCUUGUGGCCAUCUCUUCCAUAAAGUAUGCUUGGAGAAGUGGUUGAACUACUGGAACGUUACAUGCCCACUUUGCAGGACUCCCUUAAUGCCUGAAGAUGAUGAUACAUCUCGCUUUCAGUGAGCAAUGGUUGAGCAUGCUAAUAAGAGAAAGUUUCAUGUACAGUAUAGUGGUGUACAUAUUCUUGAGAGUUUUGAUGUUCGUGCAUCUGAGUUCUUCAACCUUUUUAACCCUUUGCCUUUUAUGAUGUAGAGCUUGUGGAGGGUUUUGUUUUCCUUUAUUUCUCUCUGUGCUCCUUAGCACAAACGAGGGAUAUACUUUUUGCUUGCAUCUUAUGUUUGUUCAUAAUGCCCACCUUGUUCAGAGCCUUAAAUUCUAUAUUGGGCAUUUGAUCCUAAUAUGGAAGCAUUAGUUGUACAUUCCUUUUCUUUUGCCCUUUAAACACUUCCAUCACCAUGUAUAUAUAUAGUGUAAUAUGUAAAAUUGCUGUGGUUGGCAAUAAGUCUCAGUUAUCGCAAAAAUAAUACAAU